Anthostomella pinea is the source of this 723-nucleotide messenger RNA. Lineage: Eukaryota; Fungi; Ascomycota; Sordariomycetes; Xylariales; Xylariaceae. The record is from the annotation of a GenBank genome assembly.
AUGGCCGACAGAUCUAUGCCCUCGUCGUUCGACGACGACAAAGAAUACAACGAGACCGGUUUCCAGAAGGUGUCCCGCAAACUGCGAGAAGAGCCUCUCGUCCCGCUCGGCACCCUCCUAACCUGCCUGGCCCUCUACAACGCCUGGCGCGCGAUGCGCAAGGGCGACCACGCGCAGGUGCAGCGCAUGUUCCGCGCGCGCAUCGGCGCGCAGGCUUUCACGGUCGUCGCCAUCGUGGCCGGAGGCGCCUACUACGGCGCCGACCGCGAGAAGCGCAAGGAGCUCAUCAAGCUCGAGGCCCAGCAGCGCGCCGAGGAGCGCCAUGCCAGGUGGCUGCGCGAGCUCGAGGUCCGCGACGACGAGGAGAAGUCCCUGAAGGCCGCGCUGCGCCGCAAGCGCGACCGCGUCGAGGGGAGGAGGGCCGAGGAGAGGGCUGAGGCGGAGGCUGGGGCGGAGAGGGAGAAGGGUGAGAAGGGUGAGAAGGGUGAGAAGGGUGAGAAGGGUGGGGCUACUGCGUCGUUGCUGGCUGCCGAGACGACGGCGGAUGCGGAUGGGCAGGUCCCGACCGAGGGCAAGAAGGAGGGCUCGAGUGUGCUGGGCGCGUUGUCAGAUGCUGGAGGUUGGUUUGGCACCAAGAUAGGCGAGAGUGCGAAGCCAACCGACCAACAAAAGACCGAAGCCGAAACACCAAAGAAGCAUGCAGUAGAGACACCGAAGAAGUAA